This is a messenger RNA of Cynara cardunculus var. scolymus (artichoke), 699 nucleotides long. Its product is annotated as mitochondrial import receptor subunit TOM9-2. Bases 65 to 352 code for a protein of 95 amino acids. NCBI's taxonomy places the organism in Eukaryota, Viridiplantae, Streptophyta, Magnoliopsida, Asterales, Asteraceae. Gene Ontology annotation, cellular component: mitochondrial outer membrane. The record is from RefSeq and is a predicted model, not a curated record. Gene Ontology annotation, biological process: intracellular protein transport. The transcript is spliced from 2 exons.
UCUUCCAAAACCCUCGAACUUGAAAACAAAAUGAAUUGAAAUCUCUAAACCCUGGCGAGUGAUAAUGGCGGCGAAGAAAUCAAGCAGCGAAGGAGUGCUUUCUAGGGUUUCAUCGACGAUAUCUGAAUCCCCGAUCGUUUACAGAGGCAAACGAGCGGCCUCCGAUGCCGGUUUUGUUGCCAAGAAGCUUCUCAAGAGCACCGGUAAGGCCGCCUGGAUCGCCGGAACAACUUUUCUGAUCCUCGUCGUUCCUCUGAUCAUUGAGAUGGAUCGUGAGGCUCAGUUGAACGAGCUUGAGCUCCAACAGGCUAGUUUGCUCGGUACUCCUGCCGUCGGCGUCCCGCAGAAGUGAUGGCACUAAACCCUUAUUUUGCAGGUAUGGAUCCAACGGAGUGAAAUUUAAGCAGAAACAAAAUGAAAGAAAGCAGCAACAACACCAAUUGGUAUGAAGUUUUUCAUUUGGUUUUAUAUCAUGAAUUUGUGAUUCUAAAGAGAUGUUCUCUUGGCUUCAUCUUUUUUCCAUGAUAUUAUAUUUCAUGCAUAUUUAAAAUAACUGCAAUUAGAUUGAUCAUUGCAGAUAGGCAUGACCCUAAAAUGCUUUAGAAUUCAAUUAUAUAUUCGAACAAAGCCUUAUGCAUCGCGUAUAUUUAUAUGUUGGUUGGCUUUUGGUUUUACUUAGUAUUGGUAGUUGGAUGUUUA